Ooceraea biroi (clonal raider ant) is the source of this 1813-nucleotide messenger RNA. RefSeq lists its product as uncharacterized. Gene Ontology annotation, molecular function: nucleic acid binding. The record is from RefSeq and is a predicted model, not a curated record. NCBI's taxonomy places the organism in Eukaryota, Metazoa, Arthropoda, Insecta, Hymenoptera, Formicidae. Gene Ontology annotation, biological process: DNA integration.
AUGAUCAACAUCGCACUCAAGUCAACCUGGGACCUAAUCGAUCGGUAUUCGCAGCUCAAUCGGCUGCUGCGUAUCACUGCCUGGCUUAAGCGCUGUGUUUCUCGGUUCAGAAGCAAUCCACAUCCAUCAAAUCCGCAUGCACUUACGCCUGAGGAAAUUCACGAGUCGCUACUUUUCUGGAUCAAAGAAACUCAAAGCCGCUACUUCGCCAAUGAGUUGUACGCCGUCUCAAAGGGUACCCCACUCCCUCGCUCGAAUCCGUUAUCAAAACUGACUCCUAUUUUAGGUCAAGAUGGUAUUCUCCGAGUUGGUGGACGACUCAACCAUUCACUGCUAGAUCCAGAUGCUAAGCAUCCUGCCAUUCUACCUCGAGAGUGCUCAUUCUCUCGCCUCGUCAUCUCAGACGUGCAUCAUCGAACUCUUCAUGGCGGGGUGCAACUUAUGCUAGCCACGCUCCGCCGGCAAUAUUGGAUUCUGGGUGGUCGCUCUCCUAUCAGCUCGUUCGUUCGACGAUGCGUUCGCUGCUCUCGCUACCGUGCAGUCGCAGCACGAGAACUUAUGGGCCAGCUUCCUUCUUCUCGGGUUACACCGGCACGACCGUUCCUCAAUUCGGGUGUCGACUAUGCUGGGCCGUUCACGUUGCGCACAUGGCGUGGACGCUCCGCUCGUCAGUAUAAAGGUUAUCUCGUUGUAUUUGUCUGCUUUUCAUCUUCAGCAAUACACCUAGAGCUUGCCACAGACUACACCACUCAAGGCUUUCUCGCUGCGUACAAACGCUUCACCGGACGCCGAGGCUUGUGUCAAACGAUAACGAGCGAUUGCGGAACCAAUCUUGUUGGAGCCAAUGCCGAAUUGCGACGAAUGUUCUCCGCAGCCUCCAAGGAGCUAGCUGAUCUUGCACACGUUCUCGCUGCUGAUGGCACGGCUUGGAAAUUUAAUCCGCCUGGAGCGCCUCAUUUCGGCGGCAAGUGGGAGGCCGCGGUGAAGUCGACCAAGUUCCAUCUUCGUCGUAUCAUUGGAGACGCCGUUCUGACAUACGAGGAGUUCAACACGCUGCUAACACAAAUUGAGGCAGUACUCAAUUCCAGGCCUCUCUGUGCAUUAUCGGAAGAUCCUGACGACCUGGACGUGCUGACACCUGCGCACUUUCUCAUUGGGGCACCGCUGGCAGUAGUUCCUGAGCCAAUUUUAAUCGACGUUCCCGUCUCUCGACUCUCACGCUGGCAAUUGCUGCGCCAGUUCAUUGACCGAUUCUGGAAGAGAUGGUCGGCAGAGUAUCUUCACCAUCUCCAAACUCGUAACAAAUGGCACCAGCCCGAACGCAAUGUCAAAACGGGGGAUCUUGUUCUCGUCGUCGACGAGCGCACACCGCCAAGCAAGUGGCCUCUGGCAAGAGUCAUCGCCGUUCAUCCCGGCGCGGAUGGCCUUGUCCGGGUGGUUUCGGUGCGCACGUCGACGUCGACAUACAAACGCCCCAUCACCAAACUUUGUCCGCUUUACGUGUCAUAAAAUUACUCUCUAUUAUUUCGCUGUUCUUUGGGUUUGUCGUGUUCGGUCACACUUGCAAAUAGUCUCGUCGUAAUCGUAAUUCACGCGUGCGUUCAUUAUCCUCGCUGAUUAUAUCAUUAGUUCUUCGUCCAUUAUCAGCGGCGUCAUCGCCCCUGAAGCGGGCGGUAAUGUUCAGACUUUUAUCAAUAAUUACAACUGCGAUUUUCUUUAUCAUCUUAAUUUCUGCAUGUACAUAUUCCUUUCAUCGAUUCUAAGCCUCAAAAUAAGAACUUGUUAUGAAGCGAAUCGAAGACAAACACGCGUU